UUUUCAACGGAAGCAGAAAGAGUAAUCAUCAUAAACGUGACAAAGUAACAACAGUCCAAUGACGUAGAUCUCAGCCCCCUUUCUGUGUAACAAAUUAAAGGCUGACUAGAAGUUUCAGCACUGCUCUUAUUACACUUUUACUCUACCCUGAUUGAACCACUACUCUCACCUGGACCACAAACACAGAGGGUCAACUGAUGGAAAGACAGCCAAGUCACUUAGAGAGGGAUGAACUUUGAAAACGACUGCAGAUUUAAACGAAAACUAACUAAAAGGGGAAACUGCAAUACUUUGUCUCACCAAGGACUUCAGGACAAGCAAGCAGAACAAAGCACACUGGGAACCUCUGAAGGACUGUUGUGAGAUUCUGUGAAGGACAGCUAUACUACACAUAGUCUGGAGAUGAGAAUGAUGCUAUAAGUGCAUCUUAACCACUCAUCUGUCACAAUGGCAAGCUCUGUUUAUCUCUGCCUGUUGAGGGCAGUUUUCCUGGUGUGUUUUGUUAACCCUUUAAUCCAAGGACUAAGUGAAGAUGAAAGUGUGUUCCAGAAUCCUCAUCAUCAACAGGAAGAGAAUCUCACUGGGCUCCCAAUUGUUACAUUUAAAUGGCAUCAUGUUGAGACCCCAUACCUGGUGAUAAUUUGGGUAUUUGUGGCUGGAUUGGCAAAACUGUCAGUGGUUGAACUAAACCAUCAUGUCAUCAGUGUGGUCCCAGAGAGUGGUCUGCUCAUCAUCCUGGGCUUUAUUUUGGGAGGAAUUGUCUGGGGAGCAGACAGGGCACAGACUUUUAAACUGCUUCCUCCCACUUUUUUCUACUACUUGUUGCCCCAGAUCAUCUUGGAUGCAAGUUACUUUAUGCCCAACAAGCUAUUUUUCAGCAACCUGGGUGCCAUUCUCAUUUACGCCAUCUUCGGAACGUGCUGGAAUGCAGCUACAGUGGGCCUCUCGCUUUGGGGCUGCUAUGAGGCUGGAGUGAUGGGUAACUUGGACAUUGGUCUCCUGCAGUUUCUAUUGUUUGGCAGUUUAAUCGCCGCGGUGGAUCCGGUGGCCGUGAUUGCUGUGUUUGAAGAAGUGCAUGUGAAUGAGGUGCUCUUUAUCCUGGUGUUUGGAGAGUCGUUGCUCAAUGAUGGUGUCACAGUGGUGCUUUACAACGUGUUUGAUGCUUUUGUUGCUCUUGGUGGCCCAAGGAUUGACGCCGCAGAGAUUUUUAAGGGCAUAUGUAUAAAAACUCUACCACUCAUACAUAAUGAUCAACAUAUCAAUAUACAUUUAUUUAACUACCAGAUUAAUUUAUUUCGCUUUCCACCUCUUACAGUUUCAUUUGUUGUGGUGGCAUUUGGAGGCUCGUUUCUCGGCAUUGGGUUUGCCAUCCUGCUGUCGUUGCUGACUAGGUGCACCAAACACAUUCAGAUCAUCGAAGCCGGCUUUGUCUUUGUGGUGGGCUACCUGGCUUACCUGACAGCAGAAAUGCUCUCCCUCUCUGCAAUACUUUCAAUCACUUUCUGCGGUAUAUGCUGUCAGAAAUAUGUGAACGCCAACAUGGAUGAGAAAUCAGUCACAACGGUUCGUCAUGCCAUGAAGUUGCUUGCCAACGGCUCAGAAACCAUGAUCUUUUUAUUCUUGGGUGUUACAGCCAUUGAUACAGAGAUCUGGGUUUGGAACACAGGUUUCAUCCUCCUCACCCUCCUCUUCGUCUUUAUAUACAGGAUCAUAGGUACUUUCUUGUUCACCUGGAUGUUGAACAAGUUCAGAUUGGUUCCCAUCGAGGUCAUUGACCAGGUUGUAAUGAGCUACGGUGGCCUGCGGGGGGCAGUGGCGUAUGGAUUAGCAGCCCUGUUAGACGAAGACAAGAUCCCAGAGAAGAAUCUGAUGAUUAGUACCACGCUCAUUGUGGUGUAUUUCACUGUCAUUCUUCAGGGAAUCACAAUGAAGCCAUUGGUUCAGUGGCUCAAGGUCAAAAGAGCAGCUCAUUCAGACUUAAAACUUAUUGAGAAACUAAACAAUAGGGCAUUUGACCACAUUCUAGCAGCAGUGGAGGACAUUUGUGGACGUAUAGGAGAUAAUUGGUGGACCAGAGGCUGGAACAGGUUUGAGGAAAAUUAUAUCAGCUGGUUAUUGAUGAAACCUAAGGCCAGAAAGAACAGAGACUACCUAUUUAGUAUCUUCCACAAACUCAAUCUGGAGGACGCUAUUAACUACGUCAGUGAGGGUGAACGCCAAGGUUCUCUGGCCUUCAGUCGUAGUGAUGAAGCAGCCAACGUAGAUUUCAAAAAACAAUUUGGCUCAGAAUUUGCAGAUGUGAUGCCUAAUAUAAUGGUUGAUAUGUCAAAUUACGAGCUUGGAAUCGAACAUUUUUCAGUAACCUCCAUUGUAAAAGACACAAUUCCCUCUGUAUCCCUGGACAUCCAUGGGCAAGACAGGAAGAAUGCGAUGGAUGACAUCAAUGCCCAUCAUCUUCUACAGCAGCACCUGUACAGGAGCAGAAAGCAUCACCGUCACAAAUACAGUCGCAGUCACUUCAGCAUCAACCAGAAUGAGGACGAGGUGCAGGAGAUCUUUCAGAGGACCAUGAGGAGCCGCCUCGAGUCCUUCAAAUCAACUAAGAUGGGUGUCAAUCCUGCCAAAAAGAUCACAAAGCACCACAAGAAGGAGCUAACACAUAAGAUGCCUAAUGGACACCCAGAUGGCACAGGCCACCUAUACGGAGAUGAAGUUGACAUUGCUGUGGGGAGCGAGACUGGUGCUAUCAAUAGCACUUUCAUGAGAGACACGUAUACAGUGGGAGCUGGCAUAGAGAAUCCCGUAUUCUUGCCAGAUAUGGACAGUCCCACUCACAGCCCUCCUUGGCUAAUGGAGACGGAGGCUGUCGCACCUUCCCAGAGGGCCCAGCGGCGCCUGCCCUGGACACCCAACAGACUCCGGCGUCUUGCACCCAUGAGGAUCAGCACCUGCUCCACAGACUCCUUCCUCAUGGCUGAUGUUUCUUUAACUCUGGAAGAACAUGAGGAACAUUCUCAAACAGACCAUGUAGAAAUGCGACCAGUCUUUGACUAAGACAAUAAUGCAGCGUGUCACAAAGCACAACCGCAGUCACAGAAGUGCCUGUCUACAGAUUUCAGUCCAAAAAAAAAAAAAAACACACACAAAAAAAAAAAAAAAAAACAAGGUGGAACUGGAGAAUAGCUGCAGGUAACCCCACUGAAACUGCCAAAUGCCAAUGAAAUCACAUGGACCAAAAUCUCAUUGAUGUUCCCAUGGAUGAAUCCAUUUAGAGCAACAUGUGCAAUUGAGGGCAUACAGCAGUAGAAAAAGAAAAACAAAUCCUUUCAAAAGGUUUCCUAGUGAUGCACUUGCCUUUUCCAAUUUGUGUACGAUAUUAUCAAUUGAAACACCUUGUGAAAUGGUUUGUCAAAAACUGUAUCCUAUAUGUGCUGUCAUAUUUCCAAUUUAAAAAGGAAGCUAAUAGCCAAUAACCUUCCGUUUACAUCACAGCCAUGAACAUUAUUUGCUACUUGCUAUCUCUAGUCAGUUUUAAAAUGCUGAAAAGUUUUUUUUUUUGGUCAACUUUUGAAGUAAACUAGACUAUAGAUGGUCUCAAAUCGUAUAGACAUGAACUAUACGCCUCCUAUAAUUUUAUUCUCUAAAAAACGGCUGAGAAUGUGUUUUGUGCAAUAAUGCUUUGUUUCUGCCACGGAAUCAGAAAAUAAAAAAGGUAAUUGCAAUUACUUUUUCCCCACUGCCUGAGAAGUAUUUCUCAGAAAUGUGAGAUAUAAAUUAUUUUUUGUUCUCACAAUUCUGACUUUUUUUUUUCUCAGAAUUGAGAGUUUACAUCUCACAAUUCUGAAAUAUAAACUCAGAACUGUGAGAGAGAAAAAAAUAGUCACAAUUACCUUUGAAAAUUUUUAUUCUGUAGUGGAAACAGCUUCCAAUAUAAUAUAGCGGGGGCAAAGCCAUGUAGUCUCUUACAAGAUAGAGUUUGUAGUUGAAUUUUGUAAUGGCACUUUAACAGUGACGUCACCUCUACUAGGCACAUUCUUCCCUGCACUGCAAUAUGGAACUAAAUUAAUAAGGAAGUAUCAAGUAAAUUUUUAUAUAAAGUGAGUUAUUCACUUACUUAGAAUUCAGCGGUGAUGUUAGUAUUUUAAUCUAUUUGUGAGUGAAUUGAGGUGUUAACUGUUACAAACUAAGGAAAAGGUCAUAUUUUAAAUCAAUGGGUUGUAUCUUGUCAUUCAAAUAAUGUAUUUAUUGGGGCAUUGUUCUUUUCUUUAUGGGAUUAUAAAAUGUUUAUCAACAUUUCUAUUUAUCUAAUCUUGUUAGCCGUUCUCACUUCACGCUUCUACAUUAGUACAAUUAAGAUGGCUAUUAUUUUCAUUUAUGAGUGGA
Molecule: messenger RNA, 4383 nt
Organism: Cyprinus carpio (common carp)
Lineage: Eukaryota; Metazoa; Chordata; Actinopteri; Cypriniformes; Cyprinidae
Product: sodium/hydrogen exchanger 3-like
Biological process (GO): sodium ion transport; regulation of pH; proton transmembrane transport
Cellular component (GO): brush border membrane; apical plasma membrane
Molecular function (GO): sodium:proton antiporter activity
Source: RefSeq, a predicted model, not a curated record